Messenger RNA from Mercurialis annua (annual mercury), 930 nucleotides. RefSeq lists its product as uncharacterized. The record is from RefSeq and is a predicted model, not a curated record. The transcript has a single exon. NCBI's taxonomy places the organism in Eukaryota, Viridiplantae, Streptophyta, Magnoliopsida, Malpighiales, Euphorbiaceae. Bases 1 to 930 code for a protein of 309 amino acids. Gene Ontology annotation, molecular function: nucleic acid binding. Gene Ontology annotation, biological process: DNA integration.
AUGCCAUUGACCUCAAUCCAAGAAGUAGAGAUCUUUGAUGUGUGGGGCAUAGAUUUCAUGGGGCCAUUUCCGAUGUCUCAUGGAAAUCUUUUUAUCUUGGUUUGUGUGGAUUACGUAUCAAAAUGGGUAGAAGCGGAGGCUUUACCUACAAACGAUGCCAAGGUAGUGGUGAAGUUUCUCAAGCGUCUAAUUAACCGAUUUGGGACUCCAAGGGUUAUCAUUAGUGAUGGGGGGUCGCAUUUUUGCAACCGGCAAUUUGAAGUUUUGAUGAAAAGGUACAAUGUGUACCACCGAGUUGCUGCCCCCUAUCAUCCUCAAACAAGUGGCCAAGUGGAGGUAUCGAAUCGUGAAUUGAAGAGGAUUUUAGAGAAGACAGUAAAUGGGACAAGAAAGGAUUGGUUCCUCAAGUUGGAUGACGCCUUAUGGGCCUACCGCACGGCAUUUAAGACACCUCUCGGUAUGUCGCCUUAUCGAAUUGUGUAUGGUAAAGGGUGUCACUUGCCGGUUGAAUUAGAACACAAGGCCUAUUGGGCAAUUAAAAAGUUGAAUUAUGACUUCAAGGCGGCCGGUGAGAAGCGCUUGUUGCGACUUAAUGAGUUAGAUGAAUUUCGACUUGAUGCUUACGAGAAUGCCAAGCUUUAUAAAGAAAGAACGAAGAAAUGGCAUGACGCUCACAUCUCACCCAAGACAUUUGAAGUUGGAGCUUUUGUGUUGCUUUAUAAUUCAAGGUUGCGGUUGUUUCCGGGAAAAUUAAAAUCUCGGUGGAGUGGUCCGUAUAAGAUCCGGCACGUGGCGGUUCAUGGAGCAAUAGAAUUAGAAAAUCAAAAGGGACAGACGUUCAAGGUCAACGGAAACCGUUGCAAGCCCUACUUGGGACCUUUGACGGGUCAAAUAGAUGACAAGAUCUAUCUUGCUCCCCCUUCAACUUAA